AAAUUAUUUUUUCUUCAUGUCAUUAGUAAGUUAAACCAAAGGUGGGCCAAUAAAGUAGAAAAUUUUCAAUUGUAUUAAUAAAAUAUUCUAGCUGAUUCUAUUCAACUGAUUUUUUUUAAAACCUAUGCAAAAAACCGAAAGCGAGGAUGAAUUCUGAAGCUGCCAUAGAGCGUUUUUGUUAUUUGGGAAAUUUAAAACCAAUUUAUAUAGCAAAGAAAAUUAAAAUAGAUUGCGAAAAUUCGUCAGAAUAUUUUAAAUUGGUUGAAACAAUAGAUGUUGAUCAGUUUUUGAAAAUCAUACGAACUUGUUUAGAACGUGGAACUUUACCAAGAAAAGAUGAGCUGUGGUAUAUUUAUGCCAUAUAUAUGUGUAGCUCUACUAAACAAGAUAACAAGAAACUUGCUGGAAGUGAAUUUGCUAAUUUGGCGUCAACUGCAGAAGACUUGUUUAUAUUCGCUUAUUAUGCCAAACAGCUUCGUGAAAACGAUAACAAAAAAGGGUUUUCUAACUCUGUAAGAAGAGCCAUUGCCAAUUGGUAUGAAAAACAAGAAAUUUACAAAUUUACAGAUUCUGUUUCGAAGAAUGUAGGUUUAUAUGGAUUUACUCACCGUGAUUUAAUAUCGUUGUGCCAUGUUAACACUAAAGAAAAUGGCUUAGAUGAAAUUUUAGACUACGUAUUCAAGCCAAAAAAGGCAAAAUUACAUAAUGAAAAUGAAUCACUUAGCGAAUAUCAAAAAGCCUUCGUGGAUAUUCAAACAUUCAAAAAAAGUGGGGAUAAUACCUUAAUGAAGAGAUUAAUCGAUGAAAAAAAAUUAGAUUUUGAAAAUUUUCCCAGCUCUCAGCGUAACAAAAUUGAAAAUUGGGAAUUGAUUUUACCAACUAUGUCAUAUCAUCAAUUAUUGGAUAAUUUAUUCUUUUUAGUAGAAAAACAAUUUUUUGAAAAUGCCAAAUUCAGUAAAUUAUUUAUGGAAAUUAUUGGCAAACGAGACGCUAUCAGAAAGGAAAACAUCCAUCCAAUUAUACUUCUUAAUUUAAAAAAUCGUUUGGUUAAACAAACAAGAUAUUCGGAGAGUGUAAAGCAAAAUUAUCAUUCAAAAACUACACAAUCUUCAGAUUUGAAACCUAAUCAAAAAUUGAACACAAAAUUAUCUGAAAUAUUUGAUAAUUCAUUUGAUAAUUAUCACGGCCCUCCUGUUCGCACGAUGGUAGCAAUUAAUAUCGCAGAAAAAUUCAAGCGACAAUCUGUUAUAAGUCAAAAACAAGUAAAUUGCUUUGAGGCAGCUGUUACGCUUGCUCUAUCCUUUUAUAAAAACAACCAACCGUCAUCAGUUUACGCAUUUUCUUCAGCCAGAAUGAAAAAAAUUGACUGGAAAAAAAAUUGGAAUUUCACACAAGCGAGCGAAUACUGUACUCCAUUUGUGACCCAAAAAGUUGUUCAAAGAUUAAUGCUGCCGUUGGAUGAAGCACUUGGUUUGAAAAACGAUGUAUUUGAUUUAAUUUUAAUAGUUGUUGGAUCUGCCACAUUUGGUAAUUCAAAUGGUAAACCAGAUCAGUUGAUUGAGCGUCUACAGCAAUAUCGAAAGAAAAAAAAUGACAAAACUAAGGUUAUUGUAAUAAACUUGAGACGUUUUCGCCCAUCAAUGGAACAUGAAAAUCUAAAGUCAGAUGGUAUUUUAGAAAUAUGUGGAAUUAAUGAAAAUACAUUAAAAAUCAUAAAUGCAUUUGCUCUAAACCAUUUCAAUUAAAAAAAAAAACAAUGAACAGAAAUUUAAAAGUAAAAAUAUGUAUGUGUGCUUGAGAACAUACAAUUCUCUUUUUUUUUAUUAUACAUAUUUUUUUUUUAUGAAUUCGAAUUUAAAAUUUAAUUCACCAUUAAGUUUUUGAAUAAGUUUCCGAAAGUUCUAUUGAUUUAUUAAGUUUCUAUUAUCUAUUUAAAUAUAGUAACAAAUUAAAAACUCAUAAAAUGCAUUUAAUUGAAAAUUUCAUUAAUAAAACAAAGUUUAUCUUAUUUUUAAAUAUGCAAUUUAAAUAUUGGAAAAAUCCUUACUGAAAAAUCUUCAUUUUUAUAAUUUUACAUGAAGUUUCUAUUUUGGCUAUGUUACAUAAAAAUAUUUAUUUUAUAUUCAAAAGCAAUAUGAAAAACAAAACACUUUACUAAAAUAAUAGAAAAUUACUGUAAAAAAUUUAGUUAUUUUAUAAAAAACAAAAAAAAAAAAACAAAACCGAAUUAAUAUAAAUUUUUUAUCUUUUAAAUAAAAGCAUGUUAUACCUUUUCAAGUUUAAAAAAAAAAUUAAUUUUUUAACAUUUAAUUUUCAUGUUUUUAUAUAUUUAGAAAAUAAAAUGCAAAAGUCUGAUUAAAAAUUCAAAAGUAAAAUAAAUAGUUAUUUUUAUUCUUUAAUAUGUUUUUUUUUUUAUUAAAACUAUUUUUAUUAACACAUUAACUAAAGUAAAUAAAUUUAAAAUUGUUAAAAACGCAAAAGUUAAAUUUAGUGAUUGAAAAUAAUUUGCCAGUUAUAUAAUAAAUUAAAAAUUUUUUUUUCAUCAUAAAAUGGGGAUGUAGUCAAAUACAUGCAGAUUAAAAAUUCAUUAAUUUAUUGUUAGUUAUUUCAAAAUGUUUUUUAAUAUAUUAUUUUAAAGUGCAUAAAUUUAUAAUUAAUCUAGAAUUUUUAUCGUAAACAAAAAAUCUCAAUAUAAUAAAUAUAAAAACAAUUAAUUUUGUAUAUCUUUUUAAUAUAGUUUUUUAAAUAGUAAAGUGGCAAUAUCCUUGAUAUUUUGUCCUGUUUUGUAGUUCGUACAUAGCACUUUGCAAAAUUUUGUGUUUUCUAAAUUUUUAUUGAAAUAUUUAUGAAAUAUAUGUAUUAGUUUUGCUUUUACAGUUUUUGUAUAUUUUAUAGGGCAAACUCAGUGAAAUUUUUGAUUUGUAAACAGAAAAUUCCAUUUUCAGGUUGAUGAAACUUCCAAAAUAAAUAAAUUUUAAUGAAACAUAAAUGAAAACAUUAUUUUUUUUUUUUAUAAUUAUGAAAAAUGAAUUAUCAUUAAAAUUAUGAUUAAGAUAAAAAUA
Condylostylus longicornis is the source of this 3062-nucleotide messenger RNA. Its product is annotated as RNA-binding protein RO60. NCBI's taxonomy places the organism in Eukaryota, Metazoa, Arthropoda, Insecta, Diptera, Dolichopodidae. The transcript has 7 exons. Gene Ontology annotation, cellular component: ribonucleoprotein complex. The coding region runs from base 147 to 1745 and encodes 532 amino acids. Gene Ontology annotation, molecular function: RNA binding. The record is from RefSeq and is a predicted model, not a curated record.